AGUUCCAACAAGUGAAGAGCAUUAAUUUGUAUUAGUAAUCGCUUUGCGUGUGGCUGCAUGCAGUUGAAUCUCAUUUUGUAUUUUAGUUUAUUUUUAAGUUAAAGUGUAGCUAACUUGUUGAUUUAGCUGCCCGAGCAGGCGGCCACAUCCUCAACUCUCUUCACAAACACAAUCAAUCAUGGUUCUGUUUGUGCCAUCCACGAUUUUGGGGCGCAGCUACCUGUUAUUUGUGCUGGUUCUAAUCGUGGGCGUGUUCGCUCAGCAUGAGUGGCAGGCCCGCGAUGCAUUUGAUGAGAUCAAAAUACAGUUCGACAAGGUGAAUGCUGACAACUGUCCCAUACAGCAUCAUGCGGACUUGUUUAUGCCGUUGGACUCCGUCUCUCACAAGCCCGACAUCAAGGAGGUAAAUGUCAACCCCGUGUUUCCGAAUCGUACGGCUCUGCUGCAUCUGCAGAAUAUGGCGCUGAGUCGCAGUUUCUUCUGGAGUUAUAUACUGCAGUCGCGCUUCAUCCGACCAGCCAUUAAUGAUACAUACGAUCCGGGCAUGAUGUACUAUUUCCUUUCAACUGUGGCGGAUGUAUCGGCCAAUCCCAGCAUCAACGCCUCGGCCAUCUAUUUUGCACCCAACAGCUCGUACUCUUCGUCGUAUCGUGGCUUCUUCAAUAAGACCUUCCCACGCUUUGGACCACGAACCUUCCGACUGGAUGACUUUAAUGAUCCCAUACAUCUACAAAAGAUUUCCACGUGGAACACUUUUGAUGUGCAAGACUUGGGCGCCCAUCAUCCCGACUCCAUAUCAAAGGAUUACACACAUGAUCUUUACAAAAUCAAUGAAUGGUAUCGCGCCUGGCUGCCCGACAACGUUGCAGGUCGGCAUGACACGAAAAUCACCUACCAAGUGGAAAUACGCUAUGCGAACAAUACAAACGAAACAUUCACGUUCCAUGGUCCGCCUGGAUCUGAGGAGAUACCGGGUCCAAUUAAGUUUACACGGCCCUAUUUCGACUGCGGACGCUCUAACAAGUGGCUGGUGGCAGCCGUGGUGCCCAUUGCAGAUAUUUACCCCAGACACACCCAGUUCCGUCACAUCGAGUAUCCCAAAUACACUGCGGUAUCCGUGCUGGAGAUGGACUUUGAGCGCAUAGACAUUAAUCAGUGUCCGCUAGGCGAAGGCAACAAGGGACCGAAUCAUUUUGCAGACACUGCGCGUUGUAAAAAGGAAACAACCGAAUGCGAACCCUUGCACGGCUGGGGCUUUAGGCGUGGCGGCUACCAGUGUCGCUGUAAGCCGGGCUUCCGACUGCCCAACACUGUGCGGCGACCCUAUCUGGGCGAGAUUGUGGAACGGGCCUCGGCGGAACAGUAUUACAAUGAAUACAAUUGCCUUAAAAUCGGCUGGAUACAAAAGCUGCCUAUUCAGUGGGAAAAGGCGCCCUAUCACAUCCGAGAAAAGUAUUUAGAUUUGCACACAGAGUAUCGCAACUAUUCGACAGGCGCCAGAGCCCUGCACACAGAGCACUUGAAUAUCGACCAGGCGCUCAAGUAUAUUCACGGCGUCAACUACCGUACAUGCAAGAAUUUCCAUCCGCAAGAUCUGAUACUGCGCGGCGAUGUUAGCUUUGGCGCCAAGGAGCAGUUCGAAAACGAAGCCAAAAUGGCUGUGCGUCUGGCCAACUUUAUUAGCGCCUUUUUGCAGGUAUCGGACCCCAAUGAGGUGUACUCUGGCAAACGUGUUGCGGACAAGCCGCUGACCGAGGAUCAAAUGAUAGGCGAGACCCUGGCCAUUGUGUUGGGCGACAGCAAGGUCUGGUCGGCGUCAACGCUUUGGGAACGCAAUAAGUUCACCAAUCGCACCUACUUUGGACCCUAUGCAUACAAAACGGAGCUGAACACGCGCAAGUUCAAGGUGGAGGAUCUGGCUCGCCUGAACAAAACGCACGAGCUCUAUACGGAAAAGAAGUACUUUAAGUUCCUUAAGCAGCGCUGGAAUACGAACUUUGAUGAUUUGGAAACGUUCUACAUGAAAAUCAAGAUACGUCACAAUGAGACAGGUGAAUACCAGCAGAAGUACGAGCACUACCCGAACUCGUACCGUGCCGCAAACAUUAAGCACGGUUACUGGACCCAGCCUCAGUUCGAUUGCAAUGGAUAUGUCAAGAAGUGGCUGAUAACCUAUGCGGUGCCCUUCUUUGGCUGGGACAGCCUCAAAGUCAAACUGGAAUUCAAGGGUGUGGUCGCUGUGUCCAUGGACAUGCUGCAGCUGGACAUAAACCAGUGUCCGGACUGGUAUUACGAGCCUAAUGCCUAUAAGGGCACACACAAGUGCGAUGAGAAGACGUCAUAUUGUGUGCCUAUCAUGGGACGUGGCUAUGAGACUGGCGGAUAUAAGUGCGAGUGCUUGCAGGGCUAUGAGUAUCCGUUUGAGGAUCUAAUCACCUACUAUGACGGGCAGCUGGUCGAAGCCGAGUAUCAAAAUAUCGUUGCUGAUAAGGAGACUCGCUACGACAUGUUCAAGUGUCGUCUGGCGGGAGCGUCGGCCUUGCAAUCAGCGUUGGGUUUGGUCAUCUCACUGUUUGGCCUUACGUUAACGCUACUAUAUAGAUUUAGUUAAUCGUCCACAUAAGCCAAAUAUCUAACGUCAAUUUCCGUCCAUACAUAUGAAUCUCCAUAUCAAUCCUCACACAAAAACAAAAAAUCUACAAAAAAUCUAAAAAAAUCUGACAAAGCAACAGCUAGACACAAAAUUGACACCCAAAACAAAACGCGCUGUUGCCAAAAAAAAAAAGAAGCCCAGAAAAGCAAACCCAAAUUGUCCGUUGUGUGUUCCAUAUACCAGAUAUGUUCGCUCGAUGCGUCUUUGAACAUUGUCAUCAUUUAUCUGCAAGGCGAUUAAGUUGUAGACAUAAUCUAUUACAAUGAAUCUGGUUAUUUGUCAUUUCUAUCAAAGGCGGCAGCAACGGCGGCAGCAGCAGCAGCAGCGGCAGAAGCAGCAGAAAAGCGCAAACAGCCGCGCCUACUGCGCUCAGAUUACGGAAGCGACGCUCUGCAUCUCCAGCUACUGCUGCCGACUGUGGUCGUCGCUAAUGUCCGUGAAGUUGCACAGCUGUGUGCGUGUGCUGCUCGCUCAGAAUUCGCAAACCUGUUAACAUCAAAACCCAGUUAGGCCCCGUACCUACACCCAUCCUCUAGAGCCAGGCUGAGGGUUGGUUGUGCCGCACGCACACACCUUUCCUGCCAGGCCAGAGGCUGCAAAAAAAUAACCGAACGCCUGCCGUCGUGUUUUUCUUAUAUUAAAUCGUCGACGUUGCGGCGUCCGAUGGUCCAUUGGCUGCUUUUUUGCCUGAAUUAAAUAUGCUGGCGAUUUCGUUUUUUUUUUUUUUUGCGCCUUGAUUAUCAUAUGCGCUUGAAUUUUUAUUAUCUAUACCCUGAGAACUUUUUCUAUGCGCCGCAGGAACCAGUUUAUCAGCCACUUGGUCUUAGAUUUGGUCUCCUGCCAGGGCAACAAAAAAAAAAAAUCGCCAGCUCUUCUUUUUUCAUUAAAAAUGAUAGGUAGCUGGACUUGGACAUGCACACAAAAAAUAUUUUCACACAUUUUUCAUAGUCAUAUCAGGGCAACAGCGCGCCGGUGGGCAGUGACGACCGCUGCGUUUUGGGUAACUCCUCCAUUUCCAUUUGUGCCGUUGCCGGCUGCAGGCAGGAGCCAGCGCAGCGGGUAUACAAUUCAAGUAGGAUUUCUCCAAGUAUAUAUCCAUAUACACAUUAUCUUUAUAUGCAUAUACAGUGUCUUUAGCAGCCUUGUCUAUUAUUUAAAACAUAUAAUUCCAUAUAUUAACUUGUAGGACAGUACAAAAA
Messenger RNA from Drosophila navojoa, 3852 nucleotides. RefSeq lists its product as uncharacterized. The record is from RefSeq and is a predicted model, not a curated record. Lineage: Eukaryota; Metazoa; Arthropoda; Insecta; Diptera; Drosophilidae.